Molecule: messenger RNA, 1116 nt
Organism: Penicillium riverlandense
Lineage: Eukaryota; Fungi; Ascomycota; Eurotiomycetes; Eurotiales; Aspergillaceae
Exons: 1
Coding region: 1-1116 (371 amino acids)
Source: RefSeq, a predicted model, not a curated record
AUGCCGCGAUUGUCAGCGACACUCCAGGCUCCAGAUCACCCGAUCGCGCUGCAGCCCACCCACCUCCUGGCCUCGAUGCCGGAUCUGCAGACCGACUCAGCGACCACACUCAUUAUUACUCGGGGGAACACGCUAUUUGGGCCGGAUUACUUAGUAAACCAGCUGCGGUGGCACAAGUCUCCACACUCGCGACAGCGGCAGUCGCUACUGUUUACCGUGAACAGCAAGUUCUGGCGCAAAUCGCAACACCGAAUAAUCCGAGACGCGUCAGGACGGCCGCUACUGGAGCUACGGCGACAGUGGCGGCAGCGGAUCUGGAGGGUUAUGCAGGCUGGAGGGGGUGGGGACGAGCUUCUGAGCGCGAACAUGAGCUGUGCGCUUGAGAUGAAAAUGUUGAUGCAAGUGACAAAUGCACUAUUAGCUGCGAGUCACCUAGACGAGAGUCAUCAGCAGCAGCUCCAGCAGCACGCGCAAUUCCAAGCCAGUCGGCGUCCUGUAGCAAGUCAGAGGCCAGCAAACCGCACCCUUCCGCCACAGGAGCAAGCCCCACCGCCGUAUAGCGCCGUGAUCGCCGGUAACACUAGCGACUACUUCGCAAGCAGUAACAAUAGCAACACGAGGGGCCUGGCUAUGGACGACAACAGCUUACUAUCCUUGGAUGAUGAAGAUGACACCAGCACAUCGCCACCAUCUUAUGAGUCUAUACGGCCCUGCCCGAGCCAUUCCCUACAAGAUUUGCUAGACGCAGUGGAGGCGCCACGGGAGCCAGCGCCAUCACCCUUCUAUGAUUUCCCGCCGGGGAGAUGGCACACGGGAGCGGCAGUAAAUAAGCAAGAAGAGCUAGAGGUGCUACGGCUUAGCAACACAGUGACGACGGUGAUGAUGGGGGAUCGGACCAUUAUCGGGAUUCGACGCGGGAAGAUGAUGAAUUAUCAUAGCCUAUCGGGGGCUUUGCCGCGGUGGGAGGUGCAGAUUGCGGAGGGCGUGGAUUUAUUACUGGUAAGUUUCCUGCUAGUCCUGAAUCCGACGACAUACCUUAAUCGGCUGCCCACAUCUCACUUGAGACGCGGGGCCAGGCGGUAUUUUGUACCCGAUAUAGAGCUGAUCCAAGGCUAA